UCUCUCUCUCUCUCUCUCUCUCUCUCUCUCUCUCUCUCUCUCUCUCUCUUUGCCAGAGACAAGAUCAGAAGGAGGCCAAGGGAGGAUCUGAAUCUUCCUCCAGACACACAGAGCUUAUCCACCAAAGCUAGUAACCCUAGACAGAACCACAGACAUAACACCAAAAGCAGGCAAGGCCUUAUAAAUCCCAUUAAGGCCUUUUCCAUCCAUUCAGAGAGGAGAAGAAGCAGCCAAAAAAGAAGUGGGGUGUGUAUUCUUUUUCUCAGGCCCCUUCUUUAUCCUGAAUUAUGCACCUGUGAAAUGGGAAUGAAGAGCACAGAAGGAGAGAUUGUCCAGGUCCAAGGAGGCCACAUAGUUCGGGCGACCGGCCGAAAGGACCGCCACAGCAAGGUUUACACUGCGAAAGGCCCCCGGGACCGCCGUGUCCGGUUGUCGGCUCACACCGCGAUUCAAUUUUAUGAUGUCCAAGACCGGCUUGGCUACGACCGCCCCAGCAAGGCCGUGGACUGGCUCAUCAAGAAGGCGAAGGCGGCCAUAGACAAGCUCGCCGAGCUGCCGCCUUGGCAGCCAAACUCCGGCUCUGUCCCUCCCACCACCGCCGCCCCAGAGAGCGUAGCACACAAUGGGAAUUCGGCCGAGAUGGGGGUUGCGGAGGAUUCAGAGCCUCCCGAGUACAAUUUUCAGCUCCAUAGGCAAAUCAGUGCCGAUUCAAGAAACACAACAAGCCAAUUCUUGCCACCGCAGCUGGAGAACGAUCAGUCCAUGUUGGAGACGAUGAGGUCGUUCUUCCCGACGAGCUCGGCCGCAUCAUCCAUCAAUUUCAGCAGCUACCCAUCCGAGAUUAUGUCGAGGAGCACCCAGCAGAACCAAGACCUUGGCCUUUCCCUACACUCUCUUCAGUCUCAAUCUGCUCUAAUUCACCAUAGCGAUCCACAAGAGAAUGAAAUGAGCCAAAACCUUUUCUCGACUUCAGCACCUAUGGUGUUCGAAGCCGGGUUUCAGAGAAUGAUGGGCUGGAGCACCGACCCAACUGGCACGGACAACCGGAAUGGCAGCAGGUUUCUGUUCAACUCGCCGAUGCCAUUGACGCAGCCUUUGCCGCUGCUGAGCCAAGGCUCGGCAGCAUUUCCACAAAGGGGAACCCUUCAGUCCAGUUUCGCACCGACUUUUCGCUCUCUCGAUGAGUUUUCUGUGGACUCAGCUGACCAUCACAAGUCGCAGGUCAUCCAUCACCCGUCUUCGAUCUUCGGCAACAGGUUCGUCUCGGACGGGCUGCCCAGCUUUUGCAUUUCUUCGCAAAUUCAGAACAACGGGGCACCGCGCGAUGUCAUAUCCUCGAGGCCAUCAUCUUCUGCUUCUCUGAGUAAUGGUCGUUGAUUGAAGAGAGGAAGUCCUCAUCUUUAUCACUACUGAGGACUUUGGCGAUGGGAGCUGUAGAACCAGUCCACAUGCUGACCAAACCAGAGAGGAGAUUCUCGUCAAGUCAAGAGAAGAUCAUAUCAGGCUUGUUUCAAUCGUCUAGAGGGUCUCCUCUCCAAUCAAUUCCCCAGCCAUACCCUACUUUAUUAAUUUUGCUGCAAAUGGUUUAAGUAGGUUUUCUUGCAUCAGCUUGAUUUGUCGUCUGGAAUGUGUUUUGAUCUUGCAUGCUGAGCUCACCUAGAAAGAGCUCAAAAUACUUUUGAAUGGUGAUUACAAUUACACAGAUUCUUGUCGAGCGAAGAAUAUUCUCUUCUCGUGCCA
Rhodamnia argentea is the source of this 1740-nucleotide messenger RNA. RefSeq names its product transcription factor TCP4-like. The transcript is spliced from 3 exons. The record is from RefSeq and is a predicted model, not a curated record. Gene Ontology annotation, cellular component: nucleus. Gene Ontology annotation, biological process: regulation of secondary shoot formation. Gene Ontology annotation, molecular function: DNA-binding transcription factor activity; sequence-specific DNA binding. Lineage: Eukaryota; Viridiplantae; Streptophyta; Magnoliopsida; Myrtales; Myrtaceae. The coding region runs from base 301 to 1377 and encodes 358 amino acids.